AUGCGUGACAACAUUAAAGGAUUAUCAGAUCCCUCCAUCAAAAGAUUAGCACAUUAUGGGGAGUUAUAUGAAGAAACAAGUGACAUGUUGAAAGUAUUUCUUGAAAAUGUAAUUAAAGAUGCAUCAACCUAUACAGAACAUUAUAGGUGCAAACCUGUAAUAUCACUUGAUGUUGGUUAG
This is a messenger RNA of Entrophospora sp. SA101, 180 nucleotides long. Lineage: Eukaryota; Fungi; Glomeromycota; Glomeromycetes; Entrophosporales; Entrophosporaceae. The record is from the annotation of a GenBank genome assembly.